Messenger RNA from Musca domestica (house fly), 3459 nucleotides. RefSeq lists its product as uncharacterized. The coding region runs from base 292 to 3342 and encodes 1016 amino acids. NCBI's taxonomy places the organism in Eukaryota, Metazoa, Arthropoda, Insecta, Diptera, Muscidae. The transcript is spliced from 4 exons. The record is from RefSeq and is a predicted model, not a curated record.
UGCGACAGGUCGUUUUGAAAACUGAACCUUCCUCGAUACGAAAACUGAAGUGCGUUUUAAUAAACGAAAAAAUAAAAAAUUAAUGAACGGUUUCUUUUUGCUGCUCUAAUUAGACAAAUUAAGAGAUUGUGUCUGUGUUUCGUUGUCGUGUUUUAUUAAAAGGAGUUAUGAAAUUUAAUUUGAAAAUUGUCGUUUAAUGAAAUACCUAGUUAAAAAAAUAAGUGAAUCAUAUCCUAAACAAUUGGACGAUAAUUUUAAAGUCUUCACAAAAUCAAUGCACAAUUUUGGACAAUGGAUUACCAAAUUGUGUUCAAAUGUUCAACGCUUUUGAAAUGCUUGUUAAUAUUUUCAAUUGUCAACUGUGUGCUGAGUAUAGUCAAUCGAGAUUUAGUGCUAACACCCAAACAAGGCCUACAGUUGAGCGGCAAACGCAUUUACUAUGAUGAAAAUGCUGGCGCUGAUGCAACAACGUCCAUCGGCCACAGUGGCCGGAGUAACAGUAGCAGUGAAGCGGCGUCGUCGGUACGGCCAUGGGAGCGUACAUUGAAACAUGUUACAUAUCUAACACUUUUUACAAAUACCCCGAAUGGCAUUAUUACCGGUAAUUUCAGCAAAGUUCGUGAAUACAAUGAAUUUUUACAAUCGCCUUACCUACGCACUCCCAAACCUAUCGACUCACGUUUCGGAGAUAUUGUUACUCUGGCCCAGGGACGUUUGGAAUCACUGACAAACGGCAGCUAUCGUUUUGUUGAAGGCAAUUGUGAUUAUGCUUGUGCCCGAGAAAAUAAAAUGGUUGCAACAUGGCAUGUCCAAAAGAUACGACAUCGGGAUGUGGAUCGUAAAUUUCACUAUGAAAUUAAAUUCAGUGUUAGUCCCAUGACGGCGACACAACCCAGUGAAACUGUGGUAAGAGGUGGACCCAAUAAACGAACAGCAAUGGAUAAUAAUAACAAUGCCCUUCAGCAUAAAUCGAAUAAUAUCCAAACAUUUAUUCAGAAAGAAGAUGACUAUCCGCAUAGUUUUAGUAAAUUGAGAUCAAUCGCUAAUAGUGAUGAUGACGGCUUUGUGGAACGUCGCUAUGAUGGUUCAAGAAAUAUAAGACAGUUUAAUCCAGGUCAACAGCACACACAAAUUACUCCCAUGCCACAAUCCACUUUUCUGCGGGGUAUUUAUCGACCACCUCCUCCUCAGCCUGUGGUGCAGCAUGCACAUCACCCCCACUUGACAAAUUCCGGGCCACCAUUGCCAGAUCAACUGAAUAUUGGUGAAUAUUACAAGGGAAGCUAUGGCCCCAAGGCCUCAUCAAAAAUUGAAUUGUUUCCAAAUUUAUUGACCAUGAUGUUUGGUAAACCUCAUAUUUAUCCCAAAUAUCCAACAACAUAUCGACCGCAUAACGUUGCUGUGGAACAACAAAUACAUUUUCCACGUCCCGAAGCGUAUACAGCACCAGCUGUGGCCACCGUUCCCCAACAUCUACCCUAUGUGCAACAGCAGCAUCAUCAUCCAGAAUUUCCAGCUGGCGGACAUUUUAUCCAUGGUCAGGAGUACACGAAGAUACCAGAAUACUAUCAAUCCCAUGAACAUAUUACCUCGUCCAAAGAAGUUCUAAGUCCGGUAAUAACACAUCACUAUCACCAUCACUUCUUUAUGACGAAUUCAAGUGACAGUGAAGAGCAUAGUUCUGCUGGCAAUCGUAAUGGCGGCAAUGGUGGCGGGAGUGAGGAAGAACAAAAUGUCAAUCCCAACAUUUUAUAUAAGACAAAUGUCCAUGUUGUAACACCCCAACCGGAACAAGCAGUUCAGGUUAGUCAAACGAAUGAGGAACAUAAACCACAUAUCGUUUUGGCCCACCAAAUCUUGCAGCAACAAUAUCAAGUACAACAACAGCAGCAGCAGCAGCUGGCUAAGCAUCAACCACCACAGCACCAUGAACAUCAACAUCUACAGUUUCCCAACACCUCUCCAGCACCACAGAAAUUUGUUUUCCCUAUUGCUGAAAUAGAACAACACCGGGUGGUGCAUGUAACACCCGUACCACCUUUACGUAAACCACAAUAUCAACAACAUCACUAUCAGCAGCCCUAUGUCCAGCAGCAAUACUCUACAGCUCAUGCUCCCAUUGCAAUUUAUCCGGCUCCUGUAGAAGAACAAGAUAAGGCAGAUAUUCCCACACCGCGUAGUAAACCUUUUAUACAGAGUCAGCCAAUGGAUGAAGAGCCCAUACGUUAUUCGGAACCUGAUCCCUUAUAUGCCAAUGUGGAUGAACAUCAAGAAGAUCAGGUAACCUAUGUUCCGGUACCAGAAGAGGAGGAAUCUCAAGAGCCCCAGUUGGAAGAACCUCAACAUUACGAAAAUCAUCCAUUCCAGGAAACAGAAAGAACAGAUGAUACUACAAAACAACAUUCUGAAUCUAUAGAAGCUCAAGUUCCGGCGCCACAGCAAGGUUAUGCGGCGAAAAAUUCCUAUGAAACCAGUCGUCAUGACAAUGAGGACAAUAUUGAUACUGACAACGAAGAACAUGAAGCCAGUACCCAUCAUCAAGGAACUCAAGAAUAUUUGGAAGAAAACACCAGUCAGUCCACAACCACCACGAAAGCUUCUACCCAUAAAUCCACAGAUAAUAACAUUGACACCGAAACGGAAGCUAAUAAAGCAACUCUAGCAGCAACCCCGAAACCCAAACCCUUGUCUGUCAGAGGCAAAAGGGUACGGGUUAAAGUCACAAAACUCACUUCAAGUACUACGACCAAACCAAAACUGUUUUCAACCCGUGUAACAACUGAAAAGGAAAUUCUAGCCACAACUCCCAUUUCAACAACGAGCAGCAGCACUGCAAACUCGCUCAAAGAACAAAAACAAUUCAUAUCCACAUCGACCACAGAAAGUCCUUUGAAAUCCCUGAGCCGUUAUCGUAAUACCAACAAACGUCUAACCUUCACCACAACGACAACUGAAAAGCCGGUCUUAAAAUGGAAGCCAAGACGUAAAGAGGCCACGGCCAAAGCCUUAAGUCUAAAGAAUUUUGGAAAACAAGCAGCAUCCGAGCAAAAAAAUCAGGCAACCAUUCGUGAGGUAACAAAGGCGAAUAAUAUCGAUCCAAUAGUUUCCACAACGGAAACACAACAACCCGACAAUACUCUGGAUAAUGUUUCAAUGCUGGAGACAACCUCCACCACAAUGUCCUCGCUAAUUGUAGAUGCCUCAUUGCCGCCAGCCACAACAAGUGUCUCGGAAACUUACGAAGUUUUGACACAAAAAUCGAUUAGCUAUAAAGUUGGAGAAAAUGGCGAAGAAAUUCCACUUCUAAUCAAUGAUUCAGACAAUGAAGUGAAAGCUUUGUAAAAAAAAAACCCAAAAGUUUGAAAGCAAAACUGGAGGGUUUUUGGAAUUUGAGAGUAUUCUGUAAAUAUAAUUUUUCUUAAUAAUUUUGUGAAUUUUUAAAGCAACGAACGAAUAUUG